Molecule: messenger RNA, 3647 nt
Organism: Sphaerodactylus townsendi
Lineage: Eukaryota; Metazoa; Chordata; Lepidosauria; Squamata; Sphaerodactylidae
Product: homeobox protein Hox-B1-like
Exons: 2
Coding region: 93-1076 (327 amino acids)
Biological process (GO): regulation of transcription by RNA polymerase II
Cellular component (GO): nucleus
Molecular function (GO): DNA-binding transcription factor activity, RNA polymerase II-specific; RNA polymerase II cis-regulatory region sequence-specific DNA binding
Source: RefSeq, a predicted model, not a curated record
GGGGGGGAUGUCCAAUUUGACAUGGUGCAAGCAAGGGCCAAGGUGGGGGACGCGGAGCUGGGCGCAGGGGGCAGGACGGCCAUGCGGACAGGAUGAGCGACCGUCCCCUCUUCGAGGCGUGGGGCAGGGGACAGCGGGCAGGGACCCUCUCGGGAGGGCAGUCGCCUCCGGAGAGGCAGAGCAGCCUGGGCUAUAAGAUGGGGCGGGACCGCCGCGGGGCAGCCCAAGCCCAGCGCCCUCCCCUGCAUCUUCGCCUCUCUCCCCCAACCCCUGAUCCCUCUGCGGGGCCCAGCCCCCCUCUGGGUAAACCCGGAGUUACUUUCCCCGCCUCGGGCUGCAGCCCCGACUACCUCGCUCUGUACCCUCCGAUUUAUGGGGACGCAGAUUGCCCGGCCUCUUCCUCCUCGUCCUCCUCUUCCUCCUCGUGCCCAGCCGGUCUCCCCGGGCAACCUUUCGGAGCUCGGCCGAUGGACCUCCCCUACCCGUGCAGCCCGGAGGAUCUAUUCCGCACUGCUCCGCCCGAGAGCUUCAGGGCCCCCCUGCUCGGCCCGGAGGAGAGAAGAGGCCCGCCUCGGGCGGUUUACGGUACGGCGGAAACUUUUGAAUGGAUGAAAGUUCGCAGGAACCCGCCCCGCAGAACAGGUGAGUGCCGGUCGCGGGCCGCGCGGGGCGAUCUCAUUGGUGGAGGCGCGCGCAAUCAGCGGCACCGGAGACGCCAGGUACCGCCAGCAGUGAAAUGCCACAGCGCUUCAGCCAAGGUGAUAACGCCGGCCUCUCCCAGAACAAACUUCACCACCAAGCAGCUGACGGAGCUAGAGAAGGAAUUCCACUUCAACAAAUACCUGAGCCGAGCCCAGCGGGUGGAGAUAGCCUCUGCUUUGCAGCUCAACGAGGCCCAGGUGAAGAUCUGGUUCCAGAACCACCGGAUGAAGCAAAAGAAACAAGAGAAAGAAAGACCCUCAUGGGGACCAGCAGUCGGUAGCAAUGGGCGAGCUUUAUCUUCAGGCAAAUCCGAUCUAGUCUCCCCAACGUCCUCCCCCAGCAGAGGCAAUGAAGGUACCACUCCACCCCUGUGACUGAAGAGGCAUAGCCUUUGCAUUCCCAUGAAAGCCCUAAGAGGUUUCCGGCAAAGAUAAUGGUCCCCAGAAGAAACAUUUUAAGGGGAAAUUUCUGAGAGGGUGGAAGUGACCAUUUUUCAAAGGCUGUACUGAAUUGUCCCUUUGACACGUAACUAUAUAUACUUACCCCAUUGUCUAUUUUUAAAAAAACCACACUGAAAUGGCAUGAUAGAGGCUCAAAGCACUGGGGUGCUCUGAGAAAUGGAAAAUUCUCCCCAUGGGGUGGUACCCAUGUGCUGCCAUGCAGGGAACCCAGGUUGAACCACACUGGGAACCCAGUAUUCAUCGAAAACUUCCAACAGUGGAUGUUGCCUUCUUCCAUGCCCCACAUUAACUUGGCUUGCCAUAUUUCACUUUGCAAAGAAUGUUGAAGCUCAUGCAUUGGGAUUCCCAUGACCCCAGCCACAUGUGAACUACUUAGCUUGAGAAAGUCAGGCAGUUUCUUCUACAUCUCUUGAUAGCAUCCUGGUCUUCUAAAAGAAAUGAGGGCUUUGCAGAUUUCCGCUCUGAUCUCUUUCUCAUAACAGCUUCUUAUAAAUUAUGAUAGCUGCAAUCCUGCAAUACUUUGAAGUCAGCCACACGGAAAUCAAUAGUGAUUUCUGCACAGCAGAAAUAAAACAUCUUGGGGACAUUUGAAAAACCAUUUUGGGGGAGAAGUUCGCACAGCUUUCUCCCUCAAAUGUCUUCAAAACGUUUUAUUUCUCUCAACCUGGGCUUUUCAAAAAUGGCUAAACUAGCAAUCCCGCCGCCCCCCAUCCAGGUUGACAACAUUUCCUGCCUGUUGAAUGAACAGAAGCAGGCAGGGGAUGCUUUAUUUCUCCCAUUCAGACUUCUUAAUUUCACUUUAAUUGUUUGUGCCCACCAUUUUGUCUGCUGCAGUGGAGAUUCUCCGUGAAGAUUCCCCACAGAGGUUUCCUCUGCUUGCAGCUCAUCCAUGCACAAUUUCUGUGCAAAACAUGCAAAACAAUUUGUUUUGCCUAGUGAUCAUGCACAUGUGUCGUUUUUCCUUUUGCCGUUGUUCUGAGGGGUAUGUCUGCCAAGCUACAAUGUCAAAAUUAGAGAAGCAGCAAUAUGAACAUAUUUGAGUCAGCCAUAGCUUUGUAGACAUACCCCUCAAACAAAAAAAGGGGGGAAAGGCAUGUGAAUGGGACUGUGAGGCAAGACAAGCUUUGUUCAUCUACUUUUUACAGCGAAAUAGCAUGUGGAUGAACUGCAAGCAGAGGAAAUCUCUAUGUAAAACCUUCACCAAAUGGCAGAGGCAGGAGAAUCUGUGCAGCGGCACACAAAAUGGUGGGAGCAACUCUGAAAUUGACUGGAGCUUCGUCGGCCAGCAGGCUGGAAAAAAGAACCAUUUUGGCUGGCAAGACUUGUGUUCUCCGUGCUAUGGGGACACAAAAAGCCGAAACAGAUCUUUGUAAAACAUUUGCAGGACAUUUUAUUUCUGCUGCGCAGAAAGGACCAACAGGACAACUCCUGAGCAAAUAUAUUAUGGGUGGUGUAUUUAUGAAUAAAAAUUCUAGCUGCAACAUAAUAAAAUAUUGUAUGCUUCUCCAGCAUACAGCCAUUGAAUGACACAAUGCUGAUUGUGUAGCUUUGGUAUGCAAGGAGCUCUUCAUGGAGGCAGAACCCACAGAGAACCAUUACCGCUCUCUUUCGAGUUAAUGCUUCUUUUCAUGGAACUGACCCAGAAGUGAAAACCUUGGUGCUUCUUGUAAUUCCGUCAGAACCUGCAACAGUCAUGUGGGGAACUCAGAAAAUCAGGACAUGUAUUACUGCUUUGAAACUUCAUUGGAAUAUCUGGCAAAGUCGCCAGCAGUUUCUUGCUCAAUCAGUGCCAUCACUGUCCAACAAAGAUCUUAGACUAGAUUAAAAAACAACCACCUUUUAUUAAUAUUUUAUUUGAUUGAAUAUCCCACCCUCUCUGGCUGAAGCCAGACUCAAAGCAAGAUUGGGGUGGGGUGUUCUCCAUCUCUGCCUCCUUUUCCAUUUCCUCACACUAGACAGAGGAGAGGAAAUGUUUACAGUCUGUUGUCAAUGUGCAAUAGACAUAAGUAUUGUGGCAAAACCAAAGAAGAGUCUUGGGGUACCCUAUGAAGUUAUUGUAGUAUAAACGUUCAUGGGCUAGAAUUGUCCAAUGUAUGAUGUGUGUAUGGCCUUAGUACGCUGUCUUAGGGGAUUGUCCGCAGUGGAGCUUCAGAAAAUGUGCUUCAGGGGGAUCAGCCCUGACUUCCAGACACAAACAGUCAAUCUGCUGGAUAUGAAUUUGUCUGCAAUGGGUUGUGUUUCUGCCAUUUUAAGGCAGGUGUGUGAUGAAGGGCAUGGAGGGGAGAGAAAGAGGUAUGCACUCUGAGCAAAGGAAGGCUCAACCUGCUGCCUGAAGCACAUAGAUAAAGAAGGCCACUAGCAAAACAAUAUGUGCAGAGGUGGGAUCCAGCAGGUUCUCACAGGUUCCCAAGAGUAGGUUACUAAUUAUUUGUGUGCCGAGAGGGGGUUACUAAUUGGUGAUUUUGCCACGUGAUUUUUGCCCUA